UAAAAAGCUCUCCUAGCUAACACCCUAUCACAGGUAAAAAGCAGAGCUACUUUGGGAAACGCCUGUACGCUAAGGGAUGUUGCACUUCCUGCACCUGGAAGCCCAAAACAAGGAGACGGCACGAGAAUAUAAAACACAUUUUCUACCACAUUACCUAAUAAAGGAAUGGAAGAGCUAGCAUAAAUAGGGAUGUAUAUUAAUUUACACCUAUUACACGUCUAUUACUAAUGUUAAUUUAUCCUCUGCUUUCUGUGCUCGUUUAGAUUUUUUAUGGUUUGCUGGGAAUCAGAGAGAAAGACAGAAUUAAAAAAAUGUUGGAUGCUAUCAGCUGGAAUGGCUGCUAGACAACAAUUGUUGCAAGAGUCGACGUGUCUGGACCACAUUUCAAACGUCUUGCAUACAAAUCUGUUUGUCUCUCUUCGUUCAGUUCAAAGUUACAGAGCACGCAGCUUCCUUUUACUUUGUCUUUUACGUAACUCCUGCAUCCACUGGCGGACGUGGAGGUGGUGCCUUGCUCCUGUGAAUGUUAAACCUGCACUUGAGUUGGCCGUGCUGUUGCAGUCGCCGUGACUGAGUCACGUGUUAUCGUUUCAAACACUGCACGAGUGAAAAUAGGACACGAGGCAGAGUCAGUGACCAGGCACAGGGGAGGAAGGAGAGACUUUUAAGCAAGGAAUGGAUCAGCGAUGUGAGCGCUGGCUCCUUUUCCAGCCAGGGGAACCGCAUCAAAGCAAGCUCCAAGCUGGUAGCUUUUAACACCGAUCAGGCUGGUGGGGGCUUAGUGGGCCUGACUUCAGUCACACCUGGUUCAAAUGGCCAACGGACAGUCGCCCAGAUUUCCUGCCAUGCUGAUCUGGUGACUGAUAUGGACUUUUCUCCAUUUGAUGCCGGUCUUCUGGCCACCUGCUCUGCAGAUGAAAUGGUGAAGCUGUGGCAUUUGUGUGAUCCUGAGCAGGAGCAGCCCAGCAGUCCUGAGGUGACCCUCCGUCCAGGCCAGGGCCGGCUGGAGCUCCUGCACUUCCACCCCACCUCCUCUGGCUUGCUGGCUGUUGGUGCCGCUAGGUCUCCUCUGAUCUGGGACACCAGCCGCCAGGAUGCGCCUCUAGCAGCUUUGGAGCAGCACGGCGACCAGCUGCACAGUCUGAGCUGGAAGCAGGACGGCUCCCUGCUCGCGUCCUCCAGCAAGGACAAGAUGUUGCGAGUGUUUGAUCCCAGAGCCCAGCUGACACCUGUACAGAGUGCCAAGAGCCUCCAGAACAGCAAGGAUUCCCGCAUCCUGUGGGCCAAAGAUGACCUUUUAGUGACUACCGGCUUUGAUAUGAUGCGUGGCCGUGAGGUGAGACUUUGGGACAACAGGAAGCUGAGCUCUUCAGUCAACUCGGUGUCCCUCAGCUCUUCCAGUGGGAUUGUGAUCCCCCUCUUUGAUGAAGACACCGGUCUGCUCCUCCUCUCUGGCAUGGGAGACUCUGGCAUUGAUUGCUUUGAAGUCUCAUCCUCUGAGCCUUUCCUGUCUCAAGUGAGUCAUUGUCUGACUGAUAAUUCAACACGUGGGGUUGCCAUGGUGCCCAAGACGGCAUUGGAUGUCAUGUCCUGUGAGGUGAUGCGUGUUCUCCAGCUGACGAACAGCUGCAUCGUCCCAAUCAGCUACCAAGUCCCUCGCAAGCAUUCAGGCCAGGAGUUUCAUGAAGAUCUUUACCCAGAUACAGUGGGAACGACUCCAGCCAUGUCAGCUGAGGAGUGGUGGCAGGGAGGGAACCAGCAGGUGGAGAAGGUCAGCCUUCAUCCAGACAAGCGGCCCAAACCAGCAGCAAAGCAGACCCCAGGCAAGAAGGAAUCGGAUCAGCCUCGUGGCUGCUCCACCUCCAGCAGUCCUCUGACCACGCCCAGCAGCAGCAGCAGCGCUGCUCCAUCCCGCUCUCCCUCCUCCACCUCGGGGCUGUCCUCAGGCUUCGUCCCCAGUCCCAGCCAGAGCUCAAAAAACAUCCAAAGCCUGCUGGGGACAGCAUCCAAGUUCAGACACAUCCAGGGUGUGGUGAUGCACCGGGACACACACAUCACCAACAUCCGUAACCUCAACCUGACCACACCCGGCGAGUGUGACGGCUUCUGUGUCAACAGCCAGCGCGUGGCCGUGCCGCUCGCCAUCUCUGGAGGACAGAUUGCCGUGUUUGAGCGCUCCGAGCCAGGCAGGCUUCCAGACACGGCCCUGCCCACCAUCCAGAACUCUGUAAAUGUGGCCGACAUGUGUUGGGACCCUUUUGACCCGCACACACUUGCUGUGGCCGGUGAAGAUGCUAAGAUCCGAGUGUGGCGGGUUCCAAAAGGUGGGCUGAAAGAGACCAUCACUGAUCCUGAGCUCAUCGUGCAAGGACACACAGAGAAGAUCUAUUCCAUCAAGUACCACCCUCUAGCCAGUGGACUCCUGGUGUCUUCAUCCUACGAUCUCACAGUCAGGCUGUGGAACCUGGAGACGGGAGAGCAGGUCAGACUUCUUACUGGACACCAGGACCAGGUGUUCGGCAUGGCGUGGAGCCCAGACGGGAAGCUGCUGGCCACGGUUUGCAAAGAUGGAAAAGUUCGCAUCUAUGACCCUCGCAAGUCAACAGCGCCCGUCCAAGAGGGCGCGGGUCCGGAGGGCCACAGAGGAGCUCGAGUUGUGUGGGUGUGUGAAGGCAAAUACCUGCUGGUUUCUGGAUUCGACAGUCGCAGUGAAAGAGGCGUGUACCUGUUCUCUGCUGAAGCGCUGUCCUCCGGGCCGAUCGCCAGUACUUUUGUUAACGUCUCCCCCUCCACACUCAUCCCAUUCUACGACCCCGACACCAGGGUCGUCAUCCUCACCGGCAAGGGCGACACCAGAGUGUACGUUUAUGAGUUGGUUCCUGAAGAUCCGUACUUCAUCGAAUGCAGCAGCUUUAACUCCUCUGAGCCUCACAAGGGAUUGGUCUUUCUGCCCAAAACAGAGUGCAACGUGCGUGAUGUGGAGAUCGCUGUGGGACUGAUGCUCACCAAGACCAGCAUAGAGCCGGUGGCCUUCAGGGUGCCUCGGGUCAAAAAAGAGUUUUUCCAGGAUGACGUGUACACAGACACAGCCGUGUGGUGGGAGCCCGCUCUGGCGGCAUCAGCCUGGCUCUCCGGCUCCAACGGCCAGCACAGAAAGAUCAGCCUGAAGCCCAAAGACAUGACUCCAGUGAGCGAGGCCCCCAAAGAGGCUCCAGUGAGGAAGUACCUUCCCUCUUCUGUUUACCUGGAAGAAAAAACUGACGAGCAGAAAAAAGACGAGCUGCUGAGUGCCAUGGUGGCCAAGCUGGGAAACAUGGAUGACCCGCUGCCUCAGGAGUCCUUCGAGGGCGUUGAUGAAGAUGAAUGGGAUGAUUAGAGACGACGGCGUCUGGAGUCGGGGUCAGUCCUGCUGCCGACAUCAAACAACUCAAGUGUUUUGUCGCCAUUCCCAGAAAUCCUCUGAGCUCCAGCAACAAUGGCACUUCAACCAAUUCACAACAGAACAAUUAUAUGUAAGACUAUAGAAAAAAGAAUUCAUUCUGACUAGUUGUUGAUUAACAUCAUUUAACGGUUAAUCAGACGUAGUUAAACAAAGAUGUUAGUAAAACAAUCACAUGAAAGCAUUGAAAUCAUAAACAUGUUAUGCAUUAAAGUCAGUUGGAUGGUGAUCACACCAACAGCCCUCCUCUUUCCGACACAUAACUGGACGAGUUUUUCAUUAUUGUAUACAACGAUUCACUUCCUCUGGUGGCCAUCCUGGUAUUCUGAACCAUCCACGUGCUCAGAGUUAAAGUAUCUUUCCGGAGUUUUCCCCUUUCAGAAAUUAUGUAUGAUUUGUCAGAAAUCCGUAAAAGUGAUUAUCUUAUAUCUUAUCUUAUCUUACUGUGAUAUAAUGUAAGCAAUACAUCUUUUUUUUUCUGCUAAGCACGCCCCCUGCCCCGCAGAGCUCCGUGCAAUAGGAAACUGAGUGCUGACCAGAACUAUCCAAUAGUGUUAGACUACCGCUUACUUGCGUCAAAUUUAAGGAAUACCUCGGCUGAUGCGGACUUGAUGAACUUUUCACGGACAAGAAAGUCUCUAAAAUAUAAAUAUAUGAGAACACAACAUGACAUGAGAAUAAUACUAGUUAAACAACGUGUUUUAGCUGUUUGUCAGCUACAGAAGCACAUUUAUAAACAAGAAACGUGAAGUCGCCAUCUUUAAAAAAACGGAAGGAGUGUGAUAUGCUUGUCAGCCACUAGAUGGUGCCAUCGGAUAAGAGAAAUACUCCGGAAAGAAGCUUUAAUUAUCGCUCUGAUUUAUUUCAGAUUCAGACACAGCCGUGUCUUCCUGUUUGGUCAGAUUAAAAACAUUUAAGCUUCAGGUACAAAACCUCCUCUGAUGAAACUAGGGGCGCCUCCAGAAAAUUUUGAUGGGGUGGCCAGAUGGGGCCAAAGACAUUUUUGGGGUGGCACACCAAAUUGGUCAUUGUGGUAACUCUGGUUGAAUUUAGUCUGUGGCGAUGUGCUGCAUUGCGCCUUUGUUCGUUUUUAUUAAAAUAACAUACGUAUCCAAAACAUUUAACUUAAAUUUAACAAACAUAAACUUUUUAGAAAAACACAUUUCAGUUAUUUAAAAUGUUAUCCCAAAUUUUAUUUUUAAAUGUAUUUUUUUGUUUAAUUCACCUGUUGCUGUGUUCACACAAAAAAACUGGAGAUAAAAUUUUUUUUAAAUGAUGAGCAGCAGAAACAUAUGUAUUUUUUUAUUCUGAUUAUUUCCUUACUCAUUAAUUGUAAUAUUUUUAUUUUGUUUUACAAUUAUAUCUUGAAUAAACUAGAUCAAUAUAUGGUUUGACUGAAUAUUAAUAUGAUUUGUCAACACUGGCUUCUCCUGGGGGGGCUUGCAAUUUUCUAGCCACCCCAUGCCACCCCUUGGGGGCGUCCUUGGAUGAAACAACAGGGUCAUCUGUGUUCAUGUUUCAACUGGAAUUUUAAAAGUUAACAUCAUGUUUUUUUACAAGCCAAAUCUGAAAUGCCAUUUUAUCAGGAUUAUGUCGUGUUUUAGUCCGAGUUAGAUUUUAAUCUUUGUUCUUCCAGGAAUAGACGUCAGGAAGAGGUAAAAUAAUCCAUUGUGAGUUUCUAAGGAGAUCUUUUAUACUUCAAGAAUGAGUUUUGUUUUUGUUUACUGGCUGCUUUUAACUUUUAUUGUGGGAUUUCACUAAACCAUUUGGUUUUCUCUGACUGCUGGAAUGUGGUGAGAAACAAACAGUACAGUGUUCUUAACUUCCAUCAUGUAGUCGUCACUCAGGGCUGCAGCAAUAAGACCAGAGACCCACGGAUGACCCGGCUUUUGUUUACAUUCUCUUAAGAACUGGAUCAAUCCGGUUGGGCCAGCCGUGUGACAGGUGCCACGUGAGUUUAUUUGGUGUUGACUGUACGUACUUGUGAUGCUCAGAAAUUGUUGUAUUUGGAUUGGAGUUACUUGCCUUCAAUUGUGUGUUUUUAUAAAGUGAUUUGUUUUAUGUUUCCUGUCUUUCUAGUGUAAUGAUUUGUGGACUUUUUCUAAAUCUUCUAGCAAUAAACACAAUAUGAACUCUG
Nothobranchius furzeri (turquoise killifish) is the source of this 5576-nucleotide messenger RNA. NCBI's taxonomy places the organism in Eukaryota, Metazoa, Chordata, Actinopteri, Cyprinodontiformes, Nothobranchiidae. The record is from RefSeq and is a predicted model, not a curated record.